Histoplasma mississippiense is the source of this 2292-nucleotide messenger RNA. RefSeq lists its product as hypothetical. The transcript has 11 exons. The record is from RefSeq and is a predicted model, not a curated record. The coding region runs from base 1 to 2292 and encodes 763 amino acids. Lineage: Eukaryota; Fungi; Ascomycota; Eurotiomycetes; Onygenales; Ajellomycetaceae.
AUGCCUGCGCUCAGGUCUGCCUUGCUGCCAAAUGCCCUCCACGCUGAAGCCGCAGUCCACAAUGCAACUGUAAACGGGACGACGAAAAACGCUUUACAGGUGAUAUGCGCAUGGCCGGUUUCUGGCCAGUAUGGGCCCGGCACAAGGGUUCUAUACUAUGUUCUAAUAGCCGCUUGUGUCUUUGCGCGAAAGACUGAGUGGCUCAGAAAUGCCUGCCUGGCGGCAGUGCUACUUUUUCCGGCCGUUGCUGCUUUGCACGGCGUCGUUCUUGCGGCACUCAAUCUGCAUGGUGCUGUUGAUAUGGAUAUCUAUGGUGCCUUCCAGCUAUGCUCCAUUGGCAUUUUGACCGGGCCCGUAGCGGUUAGGGUAUCCAGAACAUACUUCUAUGACCCCGGCCGGAAUAUCAUUUUCUUAUGGACCACCCUCAUUCUUGCCGGGCUGUUGAGCUUGACUGUCGAGUUUUUCCGAAUCCAACCAACGGCUUGCCCGUUCGACGACGCUGGCAACCCUAUCUCGUCUGAUGCUCGCAAAUUCAAGUACAACACAAGUUGCGGCAUGACUUGCUCUGAAGACAAAGGCCCGUUCUCCCCUAUGCGAAACGGUGCAGCCAGCAACAUCUACGUCAUCCCCGCCCCAGAUAAGAUCACAUUUGGCACCGCAACGCUCAUGGCUGCCGCGUGCUGCGUGCCGGCCAUUCUUUCGUUAAUAUCUAUGUGGAACAAGAUCCUCGAAAUCAACCGGAUGAACCGUUUUGGUAUUGGAAAACAGGAGGAAAAAGUUGACGAGCCAAUUGAAGGCACAAAUGGCGCCACCAUUAAGAAAAUGAAUAAGGUAAAUUCUCUAGUCAGGAUGUUUCUGAGCGCUGUAGAAAUCCCUGUGUUUGCUGCAGCAGUGAUGGGGAUCCUCAUUUUAGGCGAGAUGAAUUUUUUCAGCUCCCAAGUCCUUUAUCAAACCGAGCCUGUAGCCAGUAUUGGCCAAUGGGGCCCUAUCGUUGGUGCUGGGCUGGCCGUGCUAGGAUCGUUGUAUCUUGUUCUUGCUGCUGACCUCCAUGCCGCUGAAGAGGAGGAGCAACCCAAAGCCUCUUCAAAUCAAGACAACUGCUCAAUGCGCAAAAUCAAUACGAUCGCAUCUGUAGAGUCUUUGCGCUCUCCAGCACGCGGCGUCGAGAUGCAGCGAAGCGCUUCCAACACUCGCUCUAUCGUUGAACACGAUGGCCAACCGAGACAAUCGUCGGCAAGGGAUUCUGGCAACAGACGUAAAGUAGCGACUGCGUUAACUAAGUUUGUCAUCUAUCUCAGUGACGCGGCCCACGAGAGGCUUAACGACUCCGAAUUUAAGAGCGGGAAGGCUCUGGACUUCCCUGAGAUUCCUGGAGAAUUACGCCGGAACCGCGCCCUGCCUAACAUCAGAAAUCAAUACAACACAUAUCGAGACACAUAUGGGAAUGUCUCUCCCUCUCUUCGAGGGCGGGCCUCAAGAGCAGGUAGCUUCACGAGUAGCAUCUAUGGGCUCGAUUUGGAGGCUUCGUCUAGGUUUUCGAGACCAGGAUCGCGUUCGCCUUCACCAACCAUCAUUUCGCGAACAUCGCACGCUAAUACGAUACCGGGUGACCGUGCUCCGCCCGAGAUUCACAAUCGCCCUCGAGCAUCCAGCGGCGGCGUUAAUGGAAACCACCGGCGGGCGACUCUGGAAGUACCAAUACAGACUCAUCACGGCUCUCCACGAAUCGCCCUCUUCCCCUUCGUCCUCGAGCCCAAUAUCGACGCCAUCAGCAGUAGCAUCAUCACCCUCAAGUCCGCUACACAUGCCGGCGACUGGAUAUUCAAUAUCUAUCGGAACUCGCUUUACUUGCGGUGCAGGAACUCUACUACGGCCUCUCCGCCGUUGGCUAGCAUCACCUUUGACCAGCAUAACGACAUCAUGAACUACGACAAACCACCAGGAUUUAUUUAUCCGCCUUCUACCCCAGGCACGUGUUUCGGAAACGCUGUAGAAGCGUACUCUACCCCUGGGGGAAUAUUAGCGAAGGAUCUCAUUGCGGCGAGAAUGUUGUUCAGGAACCACAUGUACUCUGCCACUUUUAAAAUCAAGAAGCGAGGUGCUUCCCUUGUCAAAGGCCUAUUCGUCAUGCCACCUUCAGUUCUCCAAAAACUCUGCUGUGCACAUGGCAAACUCUCCAUCCCACUCUCCAAGCCGCUCAUAACCGAGCAUAAAAAUCCUGCCGUUGCAGGAGAACGUUCAACAAGGAGACAAGCGAGAGCAGACAGAUUACCUGUACUUGGAGCGGUAUGA